GCUUGUGUGUGUUUUCACCUGGGAGGUCUUUAUUAGUGUUCACAGUUUUUCUGGAGGUACCAAGAGGUGCCAUCUGCAUUGCUGGUCACCGUGGCCUCAGCCUUCCACCAGACGUGGUACCUCGGAGGGCCCUUGCUGUUUGGUGCCAACGGCUUGUUGGGUCUACAUCAUUGUGAUAAAUCCUCAUGGACUCUGACUGCUCAUUCUUUGUACUGAAUUCUCAACUGUUUAUUCUCAGUGUGGUACCUGGGUUUUGUUGUUGGUGCCCAUUUGUUUCACGCUUUCUUUAACCUUUAAUUUUAAGUUAAUUUUAAAAAUUGAGGUGACAUUCACAUAACAAAGUUAAGCACUGUAAUGUGAAUACAGCAGUGGGAUUCAGUGUAUUCAGAAUGUUGCAUAGCCAAUAUAUCUCUCAAGCUUCCAAACAUUUUAAUAAAUCUCAAAAUAAAACCCAUCAGGCAGUUAUACCCCAUUCCCACAACUUCCUAGCCCUUGAAAACCACCUCUUUUCUGUUUCAAUGAUAUUAUUCAUUCUGGACAUUUUCAUAUAAAUAGUAUAAUAUACUCAGUAAGCUUUUGUGUCUGACUUUUUAAAUUCAGGUUUUCCAGGAUCAGCUAUAUGAAUGCACGCAUUAAUUCUUCCUUCCUUUCUAUGGUAAUGAGUGAUAGCUGUAUAGCCAGAUUUGUUUAUCCAUUCAUCCCCUGACAGACAUUUAGGUUAUUUCCACCUUUUGGCUAUUGUGUUGUGACCAUUCAUGGUAGGUUGAAUCUCAGAGAUUUGUUUGGGUACCUGUUUCCAGUUCUUUUGGGUAUGUGUUCAGGAUUGAAACUGCUGAGUCACAUGGUAAUUCUAUGUUUGAUGUUUUGAGGAACUCGCAAUCUUCUUUUCAAACAACUGUUCAUGUUUAUGUUUCUACCAUUAAUGUAUGAUUGUUCCAAAAUCUCUACUCUUUACGUCUCAGUUACACUAAAGCCAUCUUACUGGGUGUGAAGUGGUAUCUUGUGGUUUUGAUUUGCCUUUUUUAAUGCCGAGGUAAGCAUCAUUUCAUAUGCUUAUUGCUAUGUGUGUGUCUUCUUUGGAGAAAUGUUUUCUCACGUCUUUUGUUCAUGCAAAAACUGGGUUAUCUUUUUUGUUUGUUUUUUGAGUCACUUUAAUUCUUUCUUUUGCCCAGAAAACACAACUUUAUUCAUUACAAAGUGGAGGGCUUAUGAGUUAAAUAUGUGAAUCAGCCCAAGGAUUAAAAGGCAACUCAAGAUAUGGAGUCACCUUAAUUUCUGGAAGAUAUUUUUUACUGGGCAUAAAACUGUAGGUUGGUAGGUUUUAUUUUAUUUUUCUUCUGGUGGCUUAAAGAUAUCAAUUGAUUCUAUAUUUGCUUACCUUUUUUUUUUUUUUACAAAAACCAAAAUCAAAACAAAUGCCCCAAACAUCACACAAUACACUUUUUUAUUGUUUUAAAAAAUAGUACAGUUUUUAUUGUUUUAUUUACCACUAAGACAUACAAUGCCUCUAAAACUUCAAAAAACUAAUGUUAUCCAUUGUUCCUGCGUAUGCAGUAAGUCUUUCUUUUUCUUAGUGUUUGAAAAUUUAUCAGUGCUUUUGAACACGUUAAUUAUGAUGUGCUCUGUGUUCCUUGCAUGUGGGGUUGCUGGAAUAUCUUAGAUCCUGGUCUUGAUUUUUAUAGUAUUCAUCAAAUUUGGGAAAUUUCUGGAUAUUAUUUCAUCAGAAAAGUUUUAGUUGUUACAGGAAGGGCAGAAACAUCAUCUAGGCUCUGGUACUCCAUUGGGACUGAAGUGGAGCUCUCACGUAUAUAGGUGGAAAGCCACAGUUCCUAAAGACACUGUAGCAAGAGAAUGAGUGACCCCUUACUGUCGCCCCUUCUGCUCUCAGCCAAGCUUGCCAUUAGACCUGCCCAUUGGUUUCUGUAUUUCCAAACAGCAUGUUUAUAUUCUUUUUCAGUUGCCACUUCCUGUUUUAAAUAUUGUCUUAGUCAAUUUGGGCUGCCAUAGGUUGGGUAGUUUGUAAACAACAGGAAUUUAUUUCUCCCUCUUCUGGAGGCUGGAAAGGUCAGACUGAAUGUGUCUGGUGAGGAUCCUCUUUCUGGUACGAGGCUGGCACUUUUCACUAUGUCUUCAGCUGAUAGUGGGGGCAGUGAGCUCCCUUGGACUUCUUUUCCUCCCUGCAAAGCCCCGUCUCCUAAUACCAUCAUCCCGGGGCUUAGUGUGAUUAAAACAAUGAGGUGACCGAACACGCACAUCGUGGCAGAGAAUAUCCAGUGUUUGGAAGAUCUGUCACAGAUUCAUCUGCAGAGCUGCAUGUUCCUUAUAUCUGUUCUUCAGCCCGUUGUGUGGUUGUAAAGGAGAACAUUUCAGAAUAAUCAUCCAAGGGCCAAGAUGAGUCUCAAGAUUGAUUUGGAAACCAAAUUUGCUGAGUAUGUUAUAGAUAUAGGAAAAGUCACUCUUGGAACUGAGCAAAGGUUGAGAAUGAACCCUUUAUUGAGAGAGAAACAGGCUGAAGCUAUCUGUCAAGCAAUAUGUGCUCUGCUGAAUUCUGGUGGAGGCGUGAUCAAGGCUGAGAUUGAAAAUGAAGAAUACCAUUAUGAAAGUCAUGGAGUAGGGAUGCAUCUGCCUUUCAGUGACUACUUAGAUCAGAUGCAACAGGGAAAGCUGUUUUUAAUAUAUGUGAAGUCGUGGAACACAGAGGCCACUGGGUUACGACUUGCUACCUUGUGCUCCAAUUUGUACCAGAGGCUUGGACCCUCUGGUAUUGUGGUCAUGGAUUCCCAGGAAGCACUGGCAUUCCUUAGAAGGAAAACUCAGACACCUAUGAAUAAUCCUGAUCAUAACUCGUUGAGUCUCCCGGAAGCUGGGGCUGGUGAACAAGAUGAAGGUGACAUGAGGAAUUUGGCGAAUACAUUAUUUAGAAGCCGUCAGCUUCAGUAUCUGGAAAAACUCAACUUUACUGAGUCCAUGCAUGUUGAAUUCCAAAUGUUCACAACAGACAUGCUGCAACAUAUUAAAGAAACACUCCCCAAGUAUGUUUCUGCAUUUGCCAAUACUGAAGGAGGAUAUAUUUUUUUUGGUGUGCAUGAUAGGAGCUGUCAGGUCAUUGGAUGUGAAAAAGAGAAAUUAAAUCUUGUCACCUUGAGAGAGUCUAUUGACAGCUGUAUAAAGAGGUUACCAGUCCAUCAUUUCUGUACACAGAACCAUAAGAUUCAGUAUGACCUCAAAUUCCUUGAAGUACUUGAUAAGAGGAUCCUCCAUGGAUAUGUCCUUGCGAUCAAAGUGGACCAGUUCUGCUGUGCUGCGUUUGCCCAACUGCCUAGCUCCUGGCAGGUGAAAGACAACUUAGUGAGACAGCUGACCGCAAAGGAAUGGGCGACUUGGAUGGUGGAAGCUGACCCAGAUCUUUCCAGGUUUCCUCAGAUGGUGCUUGAGCUGAGUUUGUCGUCUACGACACCCAGAGGCAGGACUAUAUGCAUACAUCAGAAUCUAGAGGGUCUAGAAGAACAACAGAAAAGUUAUUUUCCAGUAUAUCCAGACAGAAUUUUGUAUACUCCACAAAGCAUCUACAAGGAACUCUUCUCACAGCAUAGAGGACUCAGAGAAUUAAUGAACAUGGAAAUGCGCUCUGUCUCUCAAGGAAUACUGAUUUUUUCUCAAAGCUGGGCCGUGGACUUGGGUCUACCUGAGAAUCAGUAUGUCAUCUGUGAUGCUCUUUUAAUUUCCCAGAAGAACACCCCAAUCCUUUACUCUGUUUUCAGUGAAUGGAAUGCAGGGUGUAAGAACUAUUCUAUGAAGGUCGCCCAUUCUUUGAAGCAGAGGCUGGUGAACAGAGGCGGCUACACUGAGAGAUUAUGCAUCAUUCCGUUGGUCUGCGUGCUGAAUUGUGGUAGAAUAGAAAACAAUCCUCUAAGUUCAGAAGUACCAAUUUACCCCGAGUCCUAUUGCCUUACAACCAUCCAGCACAUGGAAGCUCUGCUGAAAUCCCUUGUGAUUGUCUUGCGUGGCUUCAGGUCAUUCUUAAGUGAUGAGCUGGGCUCUGAGGUCUGGAGUUUACUCACGGAUCAGCAGUAUAAGUUGUUUUCAAAGAAUCUUCGCAGGAACAGAGAGCUAUUUGUUCAUGGCUUACCUGGAUCGGGGAAGACUAUGGUGGCUCUUAAGAUUAUGGAGAAGAUCAAGAAUGUGUUUCAUUGCGAACAAAAAAACAUUCUGUACGUCUGUGAGAACCAGCCCCUGAAGAGGUUUGUGAGCAAGAAAAACAUCUGCUUGGCAAUGAACCGGAAAACUUUCAUGAAAAAUAACUUUGAAGAGAUUCAACAUAUCAUCGUUGAUGAAGCUCAGAAUCUCUGCACGGAAGAUGGAGACUGGUACGGAAAGGCAAAACACAUCACUCAGAGAGACAAGGACCGUCCAGGAAUUCUUUGGAUUUUUCUGGAUUACUAUGAGAUUAACCAUUUGGGCUGCAUUGGCCUCCCUCCUCUUUCAGCUCAGCUCCCAAAAGAAGAGCUGACCAUCGUGGUUCGAAAUGCGGAUAAAAUAGCUGACUAUCUCCAGGAAGUCAUGCAGGAAGUCACAGAAAAUCCUCCACCUAACAUCCCCCCUGGGUCCCUGGUGAUGCUCCACAAAGCUAAGUGGGCUCUGGGUGUUCCAGGCAAUGUAGAGCACACUGAAUACUUAGAUGUGGAGAAGAUGGUGAGCUUUGUAAUAGAGAAGUGCCAGGUUCUCUGUAGGAAUGGUUAUUCCCCCAAGGAUAUUGCUGUGCUCUUCCUCAAGGCAAAUGAAAUAGAAAGGUAUAAAAGUAUGUUUAUACAAGCAAUAAGGAAGAGAACGAUGUCUCAGAUGAAUGAGGCAUUUGUCCCAUUACUACGGAUCACAGAUGCUUCUAAUAUUCAAGAUAAUCACAUUGUGGUGGACAGCCUCCGUCGAUUUUUAGGCCUAGAAAGAAAUAUUGUGUUUGGAAUCAUUCCAUGGGAAUUCCAGUUAGACAUUUCCCACAACCUUCGGUUCUGCCUGGCUUCCAGGGCAAGGACACAUCUCUAUAUUCUGAAGGUUUCUAUUUGACAGAAAGAUGCCAGCCUUCAGUUAGAUAGCUCUCAUCUCUAUUUAACUGUGAAACUCUCUGAUUUGAACAUUAAGCUUCAAAUAUUGAAUGAGCACUGAUUUAUUAAGACACAUCCUCUUCUAGGCACUAGGGUUUGGGAAUAGUGUGGUAAACAAGACUUCUAGAUUCUUCCAUAGACGGAAGUAGAGCUCAGACAAGUUAAGUACAGGGCAAAGAAUUUUUGAUGGUAACAAGAGAUAUAAGAGGGAUUAGAAUGCCCUGAUAUCCAGAGAUUGUGUACAUGCAGGUAGAUAGAGAGGAGGGACAAUAUUCAGGAUGAUUAGAGAAGUCCUCAGAGAAGGAAGGACCAGUUGUGAGACAGUCUCUGCGAAGUAUGUACCAGGCAGACUCUGGUAAUUUCAUUCUUGGUUUUUUUGGGGUUUUUUUUUGUCUUUUCCUUUUUAUCAGUACUGGGGAUCGAACUCACGACUGCCUGCUUGCAAGGCAGGCGCUUUAUGCCACUGAGCUAAACCCCCAGCACCCCUCAUUCUUGUUAAUAUAGCCAUGUGCAGAAGGCUUGAGUGUAUGUAGCGUGCAGUGCGGAAAGCAAUAGUGUGUCCUGCAUCAUAGGAUCCAGUAGGCAUGUUUCCAAAUACAAGAGCUUAAGCUGUAAUUAUUUUGUGAGAGCACAUUGUAUUACAAUAAUGCUUUCCAUUUUGUCUUUUAAUGGUGUUAGUGUUUUUGAUCACUAUGUUUUGUUUUUUUUUUUUUUAACCCUAUGUGAUGUGAGUGUCUUUUGGUUGUUUGGAAUCUUCUCUUUGGCUCCACUUUAACAUUCUCAUAGAGAAUCUAAAGUUACUGCCUAACCCCCCAAGGGGAUAUUGCCGGGGAGAAACGCUGUUUAUUUAAUAGUUCUUCAGAUGAUAGCCUAACAGGAUGAAUAUACUGGACUAUAAGGUUAUAUUUUCUCCAUUUAAUUUAAUAACCAGUCAAAUGGUAGUAAAUCUCUUUGUUCUGCUGAGUCUUAAGGAGUUCAGCCAGUCUUUCACAGUCUAUUGUUACAAAAUACAAAUUUUGCAUUUGCCAAAGGUCUCUUAAAAACUGUCAGUAUUUAAAGCCAAACUACACCAUCUUUUAUGAGACAAGCUAAAAAAUUCAGAGUUUAAGUCUCCAUUAAAAACAACAGAGCCCUCCUAUUUUCCAAGAAUAAGGAAAUUUAAAUUCUCAUGGUAAGAAGUAUGAACUUGAAACAAGAAUUGGUUUAUUUCUGGUGUUAUAUUAAGAACUUUAUUUUUUAAAUUUUCAGACAGGUCUGAACAUAGAGUUAGCCUACUAUGACUCCCACUAAGAAAGGAGUAUAGAAAAUAUUGACUAUUACAAAUGAAAUUAUCUUUGUAGAGAAACAUCAUAAAAGAUUGAGAAACAACCCACUGGGGACAUAUGGGCAACAAAUAUGGAUAGUUCAUUCCUGGUUUUUAAGAACAGUUCCUAUAAACUGAGGAGAAAAAUUCUAAGAUACCAAAAGGAAAAACAGGGUAGGAGUGUGACAGGUAGAAGAACAUAGGGAAAGAAUUUAAAUUAUUUCAUAAGCACAUAGAGACAAUGUGAUAGCAGAUGUAUCAACUGACAGAAUUGUUAAAUAUGACAGCACUGGGAUAACACGCUUUUAUAUUGUGGAAAUCAUGCUACUUUUGUAGAGAACAAUAUGGUAACAACUGUCAAAAAUUUAGAAGCAGAUAGCUCUUUGUCUAGUGGUUCAUAUUUUAGGAAUGUCUUCUCAAAGAUGUGAAUGAUUUCUGUGAAGAAGUAGGUAUAAGCUUUUGUUUUAUUUUUGCUAGUGGCAGAAAACAGUGUAAUAGUGGACUAAUUUGUGGCAUAUCAAUAUAUUGUUAUACUAUAAAGCCAUAAAAAGAGGGACUUUUGUAUGUAUUGAUGUGGGACCAUCUUUAACAUGUAGCCUAUGGAGGCCAGACGUGGUGGCAUCUGUCUGUAAUUCCAGAAUUCUGGGAGACCAAAGCAGCAGCACCAUAAGUUUGAGCCUCGUUUGGGCAACUUGGCAACUUAGCAGGACCCUGUCUUAAAUGAUUCGGGGGUGUAGCUCAAUGUAAAGAGCCUGAGUACAAUUCCCAGUAUCAAAAAGCAAAGACAAAAACGCACAAACCAAAAUAAAACAAAUAAGAACAAAGAAAAAGCUCCAAUUAACCAAACAAACAAACAAAAAGAGUAGUAUAUGUGAAUAAAGCAACAUGCCAGAUAUGUCUUGAUACAGGUAUAUGUUUGCAAGCAUAAAUGCAUUGACUGUCUUACAGAAUUGAACUAAACUGUUUCCAUUUUGUCUUUUAAUGGUGUUAAUGUUUUUGAUCACUAUGUUUUUUGGGCACUGCAGUAUCUUUGGAAAUAUACCUGAAAACUCCCAACUGUGUUUGGCUCUGGGGAAGGGUAAAUGAGUGCCUAAGGAAGAAAAAGACACUGUUUAUGAUUUCAGAUUCUAUACCAUGUAAUAAUUUUACUAUAAUUUUUUUUAUGUUUUUAAGCUUACUAAUGCAGUGGUUUAUGAAUUACUUUCUCAGCUUUGUAUCAACCUUUCUCCUAGGAUAAACUUCAUGGUCAUAAAGAAUAAUGACGUGUGGAGAAUGUGGGAGGGUAAAAUCUGAAAAAUGCAGGAAAUACAAAAAUAAGUUUUUGCUGUACAGGAUUUAUAAAUCCUAACGUUCUUCAUAUUUGUUUCAAACUUUUUUAAAAAAUAAAAGACAUAAUAUAUUACAGCUAAAA
Molecule: messenger RNA, 7813 nt
Organism: Cavia porcellus (domestic guinea pig)
Lineage: Eukaryota; Metazoa; Chordata; Mammalia; Rodentia; Caviidae
Gene: Slfn5
Product: schlafen family member 5
Exons: 6
Coding region: 2392-5061 (889 amino acids)
Source: RefSeq, a predicted model, not a curated record